AUGCUGCCAACGCGUUCUCCCCCUCCCCCUGCACGUAAGAAGGGCGGAUUGAUAGCUGAACGUGCUGCCCUGCUCCCCCUCCCCUUUUCGUGCUCCCUUCUCCCCUCCGCGUGUGGCUUCUGCUUCCUUAUUGGCCCAGCGCAGCAAGUGCGGUGCUAUUCCUCCUUUCUCCUCUCUCUCCCUGUCUUCCCCACCCUGUCUCCCCCAUCCUGUCUCCCCCACCCUGUCUCCCCCAUCCUGUCUCCCCCACCCUGUCUCCCCCACCCUGUGCAAGACGGUGCGCAGCAAGUGCGGUGGUAUACCUCCAACGUCAACGGCGCUGUGCCGACCUCUCUGCUGCACCGCCUAGUCAGCGCUGACGUGGACAGCAAGCUUACCAGGCUGGCAGGUGGAGACGCCACGCUGGGAAACCGGUUGCUCGCCCUUCCCCUGACCGCUUCAUCUCACCUCCUCCUCUUCCCCUCGGGUCACCGAUAUGACUGCCUUGCUGCCACCACCCACUCCUCCCUGCUUGGCAGCAGCAGCAGCUAUGGGGGGGAAGCGGAGGGAGGGGCACAGGGGGAAGUGGUGUGGGGGAGCAGAGUGGGGAAGAAGAUUCUGCAGCUCACGGCCUUUAACAGUGGUAACUGGGGCACACACCCCGCCCCGCCCUCUUCUCCCAGAAAUAGCUCGGAAGAUUCCUCUGAAGUUGACCAAGAUGGGUGGGAGAGGCAGGGGCGGCAGGGGAUGGGCCAGGAGCAGCAGCAGCAGCAUCGGCCAGUCAUGAGCUGCCACGUGGCAGCGCGGUCCAUGCACCAUUCUCACGUGCUCGCCCUGUCGUACGACAGUGAUGGCUGCAGCAGCGGCAGCGAUGGCGGUUGUGGGGGGGAUCUGGAAGAUCUCGGAGGGUUGAAGGCGAAGCGUCUGCUCUCUCUCGCAUCGCCCACGCCUCUUGCACAUCUAGCCUUCCGUCCCGCCUGCUCCUCCCCAGUCCCCACUCAACUCGCUCUCAUCACCACCACCGGUCGACUGCAAGUUGCCUUCCGUCCCGCCUGCUCCUCCCCAGGCCCCACUCAACUCGCUCUCAUCACCACCACUGGAAAAUUGCAAUUGGUCGACCUGCAUCACCCCCCUCCCUCCCUCUCCUCCUCCUCCUAUCCUUCCUCCUACUUCUCGCCUCUCUCCUCGUCCUCCCUCCUUGCUCGACCAAUCCCCUUAGGGGCAGCUCCUGGCAGCAGGGAGUGUAGCUACAGUAAAUUCUCGUUAAGAUCAGGGAAAAGUAGUGUAGACGCAGGAGGAGGAGGAGGAGGGGGAGGGGGAAGAGGCUCUGCAGAUUGGACCACGUCCAUUGGUGGAGUUGCCUUGGGAGGUCCGGUGCGAGGCUGGGGCAGGUCCGGCUCGGCAGCAGGCUCAACGUUCCCGUCCGGCCUGACCACAGGCUCGGGGCUAGGCUCGGCGGAGGAAACAGAAGAGGCUCGGAAGAAGCGGUGGGAGGAGGAGGUGAGGUGGAGGGAAGCCGAGGGGCGGCUGGGGUGGGAGGGAUGGUGGCAGUGCGAGUAUAUGGGAGAAGGGGAGCCUCAUAUACUGCUCACUGCCUCAACAUCAGCGUUCGUGCCUACUGGUGGGCUGGAUGGUCGCUGCUUUGCGGUGGCGUCUAGUCGCCUGGUCAUGCUCUUCGACCUUCGCAACACAGUGGCGCCGCUGUUACAGUGGGAGCAUGGUAUGGAGGAUGACCCGCCCCGCCUGCUGCACUUCAACUACCUCGGAGCAGCUUAUAAAGGGGACAGACGGUCCGGAGGAACAGCCAAUCACAGGCGACGGAGCAGCAGUAUUGGCGGAUGCUCGUCAGAAUCACGCCUGAUACCCUCACAGCUGCUGCAGUCACACUCGAGAAUGGCAAUGGACGGACCUCCCACUCCCUUCGUGCCUCUUCACGACGGCAAGGCCCCCCCACCACAGAUCACACUUACUGCAGCGGCCUUGGGUUCAGGCCGGAUCAUCACAUGCCCUAUUGCUCUCACCACUGCUCCUUCUCCUCCUCCUUCCACGAAUGCUGCUGCUGCAACAAAAGCAACGGCAGCAGCAGAUGCUGAUGCUGAAGCAGCAGCAACAGCUAGAGCUGAAGCUGCUGCUGCCCGUCGGGCAAUUAAACGUUUCCAGGCUGCCCAGCGGCGCACGCCGCACCUCUUCCGAGCCUUGUCUGGAGGUUUGGCAACCGUGGCUGCUGCUCCGUUCCCCUCUUGCGCUGGUGGUGUGGAUGUGAGUGUAUCAAAGGGUAUGAUGAUUAAAGCAGCAGAUAGAGAGGAGGGGGAGGAGGAGGAGGAGGAGGAGGAGGAGGAGGAGGAGGAGGAGGAGGAGGAGGAGGAGGAGGAGGAGGAGGAGGAGGAGGAGGAGGAGGAGGGGAGGAGGAGAGGAGAAGGAGUGGGGAAGGGCAGAAGGAGAAACAAACAAAAAGGGUACAGCACUAAGAAGCACGCAUCCUCAUUACAAGCAUCUUCACUAUUACAACACAGCGCACCCAGAGGUCCUCAAUUCAUAUCCACACCGGCCCUCCUCCCUCUAGAAAUCCCAUCCCCCUUCGAGAGGAAGCGUCCCAGAAGCAUCCUGCCGCGGUCCCUCGAUCCUGUAGACGUGCUGCAGGCCUCUCAGCCAAUCCCAGCUGUCCACGUGGCAGGCACUGCACUUGCUCCAAUCGCUGGCCUUGCAUGUAUAAGCACGCUGCCGUGUGCUCAUAACGAAGCUCGGCCCGACAGCCAAUCAGGCGGUGGGAAAAAAACAGCAGGGAGAUGGGCAGAGGAGGCUGGGAAUAAUGAGGGAAGAUUUGAUUUGAUUCAGCUGACAAGGCUUGGAGAUGUGUGGGCGGCAUCAUACGGCAUGGAGUGGGAGGGGAGGAAAGGCAAGAAUGUGCGCUCGGCUCUGGAUGCAGUGGUUGGGAGUAGGAGGGGGGAGAAGGCGGAAGGAGAGGAGGAGGUGAGAGGAGGCCAGGCGAGAGAAAGGAGCACCGAGAGGGAUGUUAGGGGGAAUUCACAACGCAGGCGGAAAAAGCGUCAGCAGCAGCAGCAGCAGCAGGAGGAGGAGGAGCAGCAGCAGCAGCUGGAGGAGGAGGAGGAGCAGGAACAGGAGAAGGAAGAAGGGCAUUUGAAUGUGUCACUGGCAAGAGUGGCAGAGAUUUGCACAGGAGGAGAUGGCACGACUGCAUGGCCUCUGACAUGUCACGAGAUUGCGGAGGCAGCAGCAGACGCCCAGCCACCCCAGCCAAUCGCCGAGCGCCACAUGGCAGCACGGGGGCAGCGGGUAGACUCAGUACUGCAAUCCCUGCGUCGCUUGGGGUUCCUGGGCGAGAGAAGCGCCUCUAUUUCUUCUGCUGCUGCUGGUGCUGCUGGUGCUGCUGGUGCUGCUGGUGCUGCUGGUGCUGCUGGCACUGGCGCUGGUGCUGAUGCUAGUGGUGCCACUGCCAGCAGUCAGUGCGGCAUGUCUUGUCAGAAUCCGGACCUCUUCUCCCAGACCUUCCCGUUCGCGUCACAGCAGAGUUUCUCUCCUUUCUAUCCACAGCAGCAUAUUCCCUCCCAAGCAACUCCCUUUGCCUCCCAAGCAACCCCCUUCUCCUCCCAGCCAUACCACCAGUUUGCCUCCCAACCAGAACACCGCUUUGAAUCGCAGCAAAGCUCCUUCCAACCGUUCAGCUCCUCUCAGAACCCCAUCGGAUCGCAGCAGUUCCUGUUUGACACGCAGGAGAGCAUCGCGCCCUCUCACAUGCUGCCACCUGGCAGCUUGCACGCGAAUGCGACGCUGCCAAGUCAGCAUGUGCAGCCGCAGCAGCUCAUGCCAGGUCAGCAUCGGGUGAUCGUGCCAUGUAUGGGAGAUGCAGCUGCAGCAGGAGUAGGUGGAGAAGGAACAGGAGUAGUAGGUGGGCCAGGAGGAGCAGAUGAGAGAGCAGGGGCAAGGGCAGCCGCAUCAGCAGCAGGGGCAGCGGGAGGAGCGGAAGGAGCGGCGAGUGAAACGGUGGCAGCUUUAACGGAUCGGUCACUGUUCUUGGCGUCACUCCCUAUCGGCCCCGCUUGGCCCGAUGCUGUCAUGCUGCCAGGGCAACAGAGGAGAGGAGGGAGAGGGAGUGAGGGUGCGAGUGGUUUGAAGGAGGAAACUGUUGGUCCGCAUCGACAGCAGGCCGUGUGUCGCGUUGUGAUUGGGCGGUGGGACGAGGCUAUUCAGGAGUGGACAGCGGAGAAGGAUAAAGAAGAGAUUCCGACUCUGCAGUUUGACAAAGAUUUGCCUGAGGCUGACGAGAUGGAGCAAGCAAGCAUUGCAAGAAUCAUGGCUGCAUGUAGAGAAGACAAUUUUGGAAUGUAG
This is a messenger RNA of Closterium sp. NIES-65, 4326 nucleotides long. NCBI's taxonomy places the organism in Eukaryota, Viridiplantae, Streptophyta, Zygnematophyceae, Desmidiales, Closteriaceae. The record is from the annotation of a GenBank genome assembly.